CACAAUGAGUAAGACGUCACUCUUUGAUUAGACGAUCUUUGACGGAAACAGUUUUGAACAUGGCGAACGCGGCGGCGAAGCGUGAAAAUCUCACCAUUGAUAAUGAAAAUGCAUCAGUGGAAGCUAAAAGAGUGAAAGCUGACGAUGAGGAUGAAGGGAAGGACGAGAAAGUGUCUGACAGUGAAGAUAUUCUUUCAAGAUUCAAGACAUCCAGCGUUUUAAAUGACUCUGCGCGGGAGAAAAUCGCUUUUAUCCACGGGAAGAUUGAUGACCAGGAUGCUGUGGUCAUUGUGGAGAAGACUCCAUUCAGAGAAGAAACACUCACCGAGCUCCUCACUGGUUCCAAACUCAAGCUUGAGAUGAGAAAUGACAUCUACAGCUCCUAUCAGCUCCAGGCUCCUCCUCACCUCAACGAGAUUAAGACCACGGUGGUGUUUCCAGCAACAGAGAAACACAUAAAGAGACACCAGCGGCAGGAGAGUUUCCUGGUAGAAGAGACGGGCGAGGAUUAUCGCUCCAUCACUCUACCUUACAUUCAGACGCAGAGUUUCAGCCUGCAGUGGGUCUAUAACAUCCUGGAGAAAAAGGCGGAGGCUGACCGGAUAGUUUUUGAUGACCCAGAUCCACAUGUUGGAUUUGUACUUCUUCCUGAUCUAAAGUGGGACCAAAAACAGCUGGAUAAUUUGUACCUUAUUGCAAUAGCGCGUCCGAGAAGCAUCCAGAGCCUCAGAGACCUGACCUCCGAGCACCUCCCUCUUCUACAAAACAUCUUCCAAAAGGGAAAGGAGGCCAUCCUGCAGCGCUACAACCUUCCAGCCAGCCAGCUGAGAGUCUACCUGCACUACCAGCCUUCCUACUACCACCUGCACGUCCAUUUCACACGUCUGGGCUACGAGGCGCCGGGCUGCGGCGUGGAGCGCGCCCACCUUCUUUCAGACGUCGUCCAGAACCUCCAAACGGAUCCAGAGUUCUACAAAACGCGGACGCUGUACUUCCCGCUGAGGGCCGACGACGGGCUGCUCGGCAAGUUCAGAGAGGCUGGAAGGAUCCAGUGAAGACCUCACAUUCAUUCAAUGGUCUGCAGGUUUAUUUUGUUUGGGGUUUUAAUCAGUUGGUUUUUGUGAAAUGUAUUUACUGUUAAAAAAUAAACUGCAGGACUAUUUUUGAGUAGUUUUGUUAAACCUUCCAUUUCAUCAAGCAAGUUUUUUAGUGUUGUUAAUGACUGAAAAACUGUAUUUCAAUAAAAAAUGUAACCAUAAA
Messenger RNA from Oryzias melastigma (Indian medaka), 1260 nucleotides. RefSeq names its product decapping enzyme, scavenger (gene dcps). Bases 60 to 1055 code for a protein of 331 amino acids. Gene Ontology annotation, biological process: deadenylation-dependent decapping of nuclear-transcribed mRNA. Lineage: Eukaryota; Metazoa; Chordata; Actinopteri; Beloniformes; Adrianichthyidae. The record is from RefSeq and is a predicted model, not a curated record. Gene Ontology annotation, cellular component: nucleus; P-body. The transcript has 6 exons. Gene Ontology annotation, molecular function: hydrolase activity; RNA 7-methylguanosine cap binding.